Messenger RNA from Dromaius novaehollandiae (emu), 534 nucleotides. It is a transcript of the gene TRNP1, whose product is annotated as TMF1 regulated nuclear protein 1. Lineage: Eukaryota; Metazoa; Chordata; Aves; Casuariiformes; Dromaiidae. Gene Ontology annotation, molecular function: DNA binding. Gene Ontology annotation, cellular component: nucleus. Bases 11 to 511 code for a protein of 166 amino acids. The transcript has a single exon. Gene Ontology annotation, biological process: regulation of cell population proliferation. The record is from RefSeq and is a predicted model, not a curated record.
CCGCGUUACCAUGGCGGCGGCGGGCGGCGAGCGGCAUCCGGAGCGCGGCGGCAGCGGCAGCGGCGGCGGCAGCGGCGGCGGCAGCAGCCCGGGCGGCGGCGGGGGCUCGGUGGAGCUGGCGGCGGCGCGGCGGCGGCUCCUGGCGGCCGAGGGGCGGCGGCGGGCGGCGGCGGAGCUGGAGGGCCGCGUGCGGCAGGUGCACUGCGCGCUGCGCCACGCCGAGCUGCGCCUGGCCGCCCGCGCCGAGAGCCUCGGCCGCCUGGGAGCCGGCGUGGCGCAGGCGCAGCUGGCGCUGGCGGCGCAGGGGCAGCGGCUGCAGAAGGGGCUGCGCCGUCGUCCGCGGGCCCGGCCCGCCGCGCUGCUCGCCGCCGCCCGCGCCCUGCGCAGCUGCGUGCCCUGGGGCGGGGGGGGGGCCGCCGCCGCCGCCGGUCUCCGCCGCCGCUCUCGCCCGCAGCCGCCGCCGCCCUCGCCCGCCGCCCGCCGCCUGCCCGAGCCGCGCAGCCCGGCCUGAGCGGGACCCGGGGCUGGGGGGGG